Molecule: messenger RNA, 2313 nt
Organism: Ictalurus furcatus (blue catfish)
Lineage: Eukaryota; Metazoa; Chordata; Actinopteri; Siluriformes; Ictaluridae
Product: sulfotransferase 1B1
Exons: 7
Coding region: 373-1305 (310 amino acids)
Biological process (GO): sulfation
Cellular component (GO): cytoplasm
Molecular function (GO): sulfotransferase activity
Source: RefSeq, a predicted model, not a curated record
ACAGCUCUGCACUUCAGGAACCUCCAAAGUAGAGGGACAGAGAGACGUGGGUGGAGUAAGAGGAGUGGGAAAAAAAGGAGAGUGAGCAAACGCCAAUCCAAAAGCUCUAACAGGUUAGAAAGAAAACCCUAUGAAACUUCAUAUAAACAUCUAACAAACAUUACGUCUUUGAGGACGAGAGAAGAGAAGCACUGCAACUGGAACUCAGAUCAAAUAAAGACGCUGCAAAGGACAGGAGUAAGAUUUCAGAGGGAAGUUUCAGAGGGAAGCAGUGGCACUUGCACAGCAUGAAGGUUCAUCUUAAAUAUCUUUAAUAACGGAAUCUAUUUGGAGAAUCAGAUCUUUGUAAUAGAACAUCCAGAAAUAUACAAAAUGGACAAGGAGGAAGAACCCUUGAGUUACGAAGACACCAUAAACAAGGCGGCCAGUGCAAUCUAUCGUUUUCCUCUGGUUGAGGUGCAAGGCAUACCUCUCAUGAACUGGAUCGCUCACAACUGGAGCUCCGUUCGGGCUUUCCGCCCGGAUCCUUCCGAUUUGCUCAUCUCCACCUACCCUAAAGCAGGUACCACAUGGACCCAGGAAAUAGUGGAUCUGCUGCUGCAUAAUGGAGAUGCUGAGAUUUGCAAGAGAGCUCCAACUAUUGUACGGAUCCCGUUUCUGGAGAUCAAUUCUCCUCCGCCUAUUCCGUCAGGACUGGACAUACUAAAAACAAUGAAACCUCCCAGAUUCAUCAAGACACAUCUACCCAUACAGCUGGUACCUGAAGGAUUCUGGGAAAAUAAAUGCAAGGUUAUUUAUGUGGCUCGGAAUGCUAAGGACAACCUGGUUAGCUACUACCACUUUGACCGAAUGAAUCUGACCCAGCCAGAGCCAGGUCCAUGGGAAGAAUAUGUCCAGAAGUUCAUGAAGGGAAAAUUGGGCUGGGGGUCUUGGUACGACCAUGUUAAAGGUUUCUGGAAAGAAAGAGAGAAGAAGAAUAUUCUUUAUCUUUUCUAUGAGGACAUGAAAGAGAACCCUCGUCGAGAAAUAGUGAGGAUCAUGCAGUACCUGGACCUGUCGCUAUCUGAUGACAUCAUCGACAAGAUCGUGGAGUUGACGUCCUUUAAAGUCAUGAAGGACAACCCAAUGGCCAACUACACGUUCAUCCCAAAGAUAGUGUUUGACAAUUCAGUCUCUGCUUUCAUGAGAAAAGGGGAGGUUGGAGACUGGACCAACUACUUCACACCAGCUCAGUCCGAAAUGUUUGAUGAGGACUAUGCCAGACAAAUGGCCGACGUGGACAUUCCCUUUCGCACCACAAUAUGAAAGACAUCAUCGAGAACCUGCACUGAGAUAAACACUACAUUAAACAUGAUUACACAAAAAUAGUUUAGACUUAUUGUGACAAAUCUCAUGGAAAGUAUUACUUUAUUAAGGAUUUGUGAGAACAGAAUCUAAGCAAUCUCUGGGUUUUCUCAGGGUAUCCUGCGUUUUGCUAAUUUCCUGUACGAACGUUGUUCUUUAUCAACUGCAGAUAUAUUACAUCUCUGAACAUGCUGGUCCUGAUUGGGCAAAAUAUUUUACCGUGAUUACAAUAAUGUCUGUAAAUGACAGAAAUAUGCCAUGCUUAUGUUCUGAAAUGCAAUUGGUUAAUUGGUUAUUAACAAGUUUCUGCACAAACUAAAGCACUGUUAACGCCUCCUAACCAAAGACAGCAGCAUAUUUGCCAUUAAUUUUUAAAAACCAUUUUUGACCCAAACAAUUACUACAUAAGGAAUAAACAAUUGUGUUUGUUGCACCUCCUGACGUUUUUUAUUCCCUUACACAAUAACAAUUUGCCAACGAUGACAUUUAAAAAAAAGUUUAUUAAACAAUGACACUUGAUUCCUGUUUAUAGUUACAUUUAACGUUGCGGAACAUCAUCGAAACAAGUCUGACUUUUUUCCCCUCUUGUGAAGUUGAUAAGACAAAAAUAAAAACGUCCGACUAUUACAAAGCGCUGACACCGGAGACUCCUUCCAUAACUGUUCAAUAAAUAUUAAAUAUUGUUUAAAUGAUCCUUCGCAUUUUAGAACGACUGCUUUAAUAUAAACCUGUCAUUUACAGCUGUACUACUGUUGCUGUUAUUAAAAAAAAUAAUUUAAAAAAUCAACCAUCAAUCAGAAUCCAGAAUUUAACAGCGCUAAGUUGGAGAAAUGAGGUAAGCACGUAUACACGAAUUAUAUUAAUGAUAUUAACGAUAAUGAUGUUAUCUAACGAUAUUUCUCUAUCCAUGACCAACUACUUUGAAGAUAUGUAGGUUGCGGAAAUGACGUCAAUAAGAAAGUUAUGGCU